AUGAACGAAACACAGGAGCAUGGUCCGAAUGUGGAGGUGGUCAGAGGCCAAGAAUUUGAGGUCGGUCCUCGGUACGUUAGCCUCUCGUACAUCGGCGAGGGUGCAUACGGAAUGGUCGUAUCGGCAUAUGAUAAGACGACUAAAACUCGCGUAGCGAUCAAAAAGAUAUCGCCUUUUGAGCACCAAACGUUUUGCCAGCGUACACUACGAGAAAUCAAAAUUCUCAGCUGCUUUCGGCACGAAAAUGUAUGUUUAUGUGGAGCAUGCAUUAUUUUAUGUGUGUAA
Molecule: messenger RNA, 285 nt
Organism: Soboliphyme baturini
Lineage: Eukaryota; Metazoa; Nematoda; Enoplea; Dioctophymatida; Soboliphymatidae
Source: the annotation of a GenBank genome assembly